GAUCAACUUGCCUUCUGCUCGCCCCGCUUCCCUCUCUAUGCCUUGUGAAUUUAUACGUGUUCGCAUGGGAAUUAUUUCUUUGUGGCUGUAAAAGACUGCACAGCUGCUCUACUUCAAUCACCGGCUGAUUAAAAAAAACACGUGCUGAAAAUGGCUUCGAAAGUAGCAGCAAAGAAAGGCCCAGUCCAAACUGGCAAAAAACAACAACUUCGCGGAAAGGGAUUGAAGAAAAAGAAGGUAUCUCUUAAAUUUACCGUCGACUGCACCACCCCCGUCGAAGACAACAUUAUGGAUGUACAGAACUUCAAAAAAUACUUGCAAGAGAGGAUAAAGGUCAACGGAAAGACCAACAACUUUGGUAACAACGUCUCGUUGGAGUGCCAAAAAAUGAAAGUGUCUGUCAUCUCUGAUAUCCCCUUCUCGAAAAGGUGCCUUAAAUACUUGACAAAGAAGUAUUUGAAAAAGAACAACUUACGCGAUUGGAUCCGUGUUGUCGAUGGUGGCAAGGACUCCUAUGAAUUGAGGUACUUCCAGAUCUCAUCACAAGACGAUGAUGAUGAUGAAGAUGUUGAAUAAAUGUAAAAUAAUCUUUAUGAUAAUAAAAUAUAA
Molecule: messenger RNA, 609 nt
Organism: Ctenocephalides felis (cat flea)
Lineage: Eukaryota; Metazoa; Arthropoda; Insecta; Siphonaptera; Pulicidae
Product: 60S ribosomal protein L22-like
Exons: 2
Coding region: 151-576 (141 amino acids)
Biological process (GO): cytoplasmic translation
Cellular component (GO): ribosome
Molecular function (GO): RNA binding; structural constituent of ribosome
Source: RefSeq, a predicted model, not a curated record